Molecule: messenger RNA, 816 nt
Organism: Cylas formicarius (sweet potato weevil)
Lineage: Eukaryota; Metazoa; Arthropoda; Insecta; Coleoptera; Brentidae
Product: cyclin-Q
Exons: 3
Coding region: 42-797 (251 amino acids)
Biological process (GO): regulation of transcription by RNA polymerase II
Cellular component (GO): nucleus
Molecular function (GO): cyclin-dependent protein serine/threonine kinase regulator activity
Source: RefSeq, a predicted model, not a curated record
UUCGAUAUUUCCUCUUUUCGAAAAAAUUUAAGUCGGCCGUAAUGAAAGACGUAAUAGAUGUAAUGGAGCUGCAGCGAGAAAAGUCUCGAAGAGUAGUACCACUAGAUUACAAACAACUGGAUUUUAAUAACGGAUUCACAGCAGCAAGAUUUAUUUUUGAAUGUGGAAUUAAACUAAAUGGACAACCUCUUACUCUAGCCACAGCUUGUAUGAUUAUGCAUCGAUUUUUUAAAGAACUUGACCAUUCAUGUUAUGACACAUUUCUUAUUGCAGCCUCAUCAUUAUAUCUUGCUGGCAAAGUUAAGGAUGACCCUUUAAAAAUCAGGGACAUAAUCAAUGUAGCUCAUAACACUCUGCAUCGCGGAAGUAGCCCUCUCGAGAUUGGAGACGAGUAUUGGAAUAUGCGGGACGCAAUUGUCCAAGCCGAAUUGUUAAUUAUGAGAGUGUUAAAAUUUGAGGUUGGCACUACACAUCCACAUAAGUAUAUGUUGCACUAUCUUAAAAGCAUGGAAGGAUGGUUAGGCAAACAAACAUGGGAGACAGUCCCUGUUGCAAAACUAGCACAAGCAUUUCUCCAAGAUUUUCACCAUGAUCCAGCUAUUUUGGAUUAUCCAGCACAACAUAUAGCAGUGGCAUGUAUUUCCCUGUCACUGCAGUGUUAUGGAAUUCAAUUACCCCUUAUGGAAGAGUCUGAUGACGAAGCCUGGUAUCAGGUUUUUGUUAAGGACUUGCCGAAAGAUAAACACUGGGAAAUAUUGGAAAAAAUUAUGGAAGCAUACAGUAAAGAAGAUAAAUGAAAUAGAAACCAUUUAAACU